Necator americanus (New World hookworm) is the source of this 525-nucleotide messenger RNA. RefSeq lists its product as uncharacterized. The record is from RefSeq and is a predicted model, not a curated record. Gene Ontology annotation, molecular function: transcription cis-regulatory region binding; DNA-binding transcription factor activity, RNA polymerase II-specific. Bases 1 to 525 code for a protein of 174 amino acids. Lineage: Eukaryota; Metazoa; Nematoda; Chromadorea; Rhabditida; Ancylostomatidae. Gene Ontology annotation, biological process: regulation of transcription by RNA polymerase II. The transcript has 5 exons. Gene Ontology annotation, cellular component: nucleus.
AUGGCCUCCAUGUCAUAUGUGGUUGAUGUAUAUCCCACUGAAGAGGAAAUCGUAAGGAAUGAAGGCGAACUGAUCUGCCAGCUUUGUGGGAAAAGAUUUUCUAACAUCUCCGCUCGUCGUCUCCACGCUGUGAAAACCCACAGAAUUCUAUCGUGCGAAAGUGAUAGAAGAAUCUAUGAAAAAGUUCGGGACGGCCGUCCUCGGAGAUAUAUUUACCACUGUCCGGUAGAGCCAUGUCGCAAGAAAACUCUGAGAUUUGAUGGUAUGAGGAACCUAAAGCAACAUUAUAUUCGAGUACAUACGCGAAAAACCAUUCUGUGUAAGUGUGGGUCUGCAUUUGCUCUUCGAAAAGAUCUGCUUUAUCACGAAAAGAAGCGCUGCCUAUUACGAGAUCGUCCUAAAAAGCCUACGAAGCGAUAUGGGACAGACCUCAGUACUGAACAAAAACCUUUUUAUUAUAUUGAAACCCUGACUGUUCACUCUAAGAUGUUGAUGUUCUAUCAAUUAACUUUGGCUAAGGUUUAA